CUUUAUACCUGCGUUGAAUGCUUCUUGGUCGUGUUCAGCACGUCUUAAAGGAAAGAAGGUUACAGGAAAGGAGCUAGGAGCGCCACUAUAGCCGAAUUUUUCUGUAAAAACAAACUAAGUACUGACAUUUUAGCCCUAGAAACGUUUAAAUAUCAGCCUCCCAGCAAUUCAUGCGUUAACAUAGCCGCUAGACCCCAUUUUAACCCAGUGUUAUUCCAUUUCCCACACACUUGAAUUGAGGGGCGUGUUAGGAGAAGUAGUGAGCUAAAGAGUUCUGCUAACGUUAGCAUGCUAGAGGGGCACGCAGACACGCUCGUGCACAGCAAUAAUGAAGACUUGCAUUAAAGAACGGGUGUUUGAGCUUGGGCUUCCAGACCGGACCACUCUGAGGCCUGGCUGAGUAACCCUGCUCAGUUUUACUCUGUUCAGUUGGUAAGAAUCCCAACCACAGACUGUAUUAUACGGUCAGUGGCCCCUACAUGAAGCAACCGGAGCAACAGAGACGAACUCUUGACGGCAGCCGAGCUGACCACACUCGCGGUGUUUCUGUACAGACAAAUGGUACAGUGGGAUCUCAGAGCUACACAGAGAGUCAUCUGUUGGGGACAGUCUGCCUCACAGAGCUCAGAGGUCAUCUUCAGGCCAGACCAGGGUAAGCCGGGCAGUCCAGGGUGGAGGACUCACCAUCGACACCCUGCCAAACAACAUGACACAUGUAGUGGAGGAUUCUGCCAAGUAUUACACAUGGCGUAGCUAUGGCCCAGAGGACCAGCGCACACAGGAACUUUGGGUAGACAUGAAUGAUGUCAGACAUGGCCAAGUUAGAGUACAUGGCAUUCUGUCUAAUUCAUACAAACAGGCUGUGAGGGUUGCCCUGUCAUUCGCAUUUCCCUUUUAUGGACAUUACCUGAGGCAGAUUACCAUAGCAACAGGAGGGUUCAUCUUCACAGGGGACAUUACUCACCGUAUGCUAACCGCAACGCAGUACAUCGCACCUCUAAUGGGCAAUUUUGACCCCAGCUACUCCAAAGACUCCACUGUGCAAUACCUGGACAAUGGUGAGGUGUUUGUGGUCCAGUGGGAGCGGGUCAGGCUCCCAGGGAAAGAGUCAGCAGGCGCCUUCACAUUUCAGGCUGCGCUUCACAAAACAGGAACCAUCACAUUCAGUUACCGAGAUAUCCCUUUAUCACUAGAUAAGAUCAGUUCAGCGGAGCAUCCUGUGAAGGCUGGUUUGUCUGAUGCCUUCAUGGUCACUACGUCUUCUCCUCAGUCACCAGAUGGUGAAAGGCAGACGAUUUAUGAGUACCAUCGGGUGGAAAUUGACACUACAAAGAUCUCUAACUACUCUGCUGUUGAGUUCACUGCACUGCCUACCUGCCUGCAACACGAAAGCUGUGAGCUCUGCCUCACGUCCGACCAAACCUCUGGCUGCAGCUGGUGCAGUGUACUUCAGCGGUGUUCAGACGGUAUGGAUAGACACAGACAAGAAUGGCUGGACUUUGCUUGUUCUGAAGAGGAGCAAGACAAAGAUGCAACAUGUGAGGAUUACUCCAGGACUGAAAGCUCCUCAACCAUGCCAGAGACGGAGGAUCAAACCCCUAUGAAUCCUCUACAAAAAGGCUGCAUAAGUGAAGAUGAGACAAAACAUCGCAUAUUCAAGACAGGAAAUGAUGUAAGGACAGAUUCUUCAACCAAGAGCGAUGUGUUGACUAACACAGGAGUGAUAGCAGGCAUAGCAGCUGCGCUGAUGUUACUUUUGGCUCUGAUACUUGUUGCUCUAUACAUCAACUGCCAUCCUAUAGGUUCAUCACCACUUUACCUCAUCCAGAGACGCAAGAGCUACUGGCCAUCCCUGAAGUUUAAAAAGCCACAGCCUGGUUACACAGAAGUGGAGGGAGAAGGUCAUGAAAAGGACUGCAUUGUUGAAGCUGGGCCAUGUUGACUUGAUUGUUGCAAAUUUGGAAAAACAAGAUGUUAUCAAUGAACUACUUUCUUGGUUUUCCAAAAAGAAACUACCCCCCCAAAAAACAUUCUGUUUUUAUACACUGUUCAAGGCACCAUUGCAGAUAGAAGAAUUGUUGCAGGUAAAUAAAGACUGUUUGAUAUUGAAGAUUUGAGAAAAAAUGUAUAUUUCUGUUGCAUUAAAUGGCUGUUGCAUCUAAAAAUUUUACCAAAUAUGACUGCAGUUAAAUGUGCAAUGCAGGUAACAAGAUUGACAACCAUAAACUGUACUUGUUUUAUAAAAUAAUAGCCAUAUGACUUUGCUUCAGUGCUGGUUGCUGUGCUCUUACAAGUGGUGUUGAUUCAUUCGGGUUCCAGUUUUCUCUUUUUUAAAUAUAGUUCCUGAUUAGUGAAGCAGCUUAAGGGGUGUAUGCUUUAAUGUUUGGGUCGAUUCGGUAGUAACGCUCGUACAAAAAGAAGGGAAAUCCACAAAACAUUUUAGCAACUAAAGAAAAUAUGAAAAGCAAAAGUAUGCAGCACUACCUUUUGGUCAGCAGAUGUCACCCUUACCAAAUGUAUCAUACUAAAGUCAAGUAGGGGAUGCAGUGAACGUGGCAGAUGUGUAAAAAUGUGAUCACUGGCUUGGUAAACCCCUUACAAACCUGCACCAAUAAAGAUGAUCGCAUCAGUUUGCUAUGUAAGCACAGAUGGGCCGAGGGCUGAUGUUUUGCACAUGCUGCUGGAUCGAAAAGAAUUCCUCACACACGUAUGAGAUG
Cheilinus undulatus (humphead wrasse) is the source of this 2717-nucleotide messenger RNA. Its product is annotated as plexin domain-containing protein 1-like. The coding region runs from base 707 to 1942 and encodes 411 amino acids. The record is from RefSeq and is a predicted model, not a curated record. The transcript has 14 exons. NCBI's taxonomy places the organism in Eukaryota, Metazoa, Chordata, Actinopteri, Labriformes, Labridae.